CUCCAUCUUCUCCACCUAAACCCUCUGAGAGUCUCUCAUUCAAAUCCCAAAAACCCAGCAGUUCCUUCUCAUAUCACCAUGAAAUGAUAAAGACCCAUUUCUCAUCUCACACCCAAAACCCUAAAUUCCAAACCCAAACCCCAAAUUCCUCUAUCUUUCUCACUCCACCGCCAUGAGACCUCCAUUACUUUCUCCAAAAACCCUCUUACUCUUCACUUCCUCUAAUUCUUCUGCACUACUUGUAAAGAUCUCUCAUUUCUCAACCUCUCAAUCUUCAUCAUCGCAUUACUCGUCCCAGUCCAAUUUCUCUGCAAGACGCCACGACGAGGAGUCUCGAAAUGUGAGGGUCUCAGUGUGGUGGGACUUUGAGAACUGCAAUUUGCCAGCUGGAGUUAACGUCUUCAAGGUUGCGCAUACGAUAACCGCGGCGGUGAGGACUAAUGGGAUAAAGGGUCCUGUUACGAUCACUGCUUUUGGAGAUGUUUUGCAGCUCUCAAGGUCUAACCAGGAGGCGCUGUCAUCUACUGGGAUCAAUCUCACGCACAUUCCCAACGGUGGAAAGAACAGUGCCGACAGGUCUCUUCUUGUAGAUCUCAUGUAUUGGGUUUCGCAAAAUCCUCCACCAGCACAUCUCUUUUUAAUUUCGGGCGACAGGGACUUUGCUAGCAUUUUACACAGGUUAAGAAUGAACAACUACAAUAUACUGCUUGCAAGUCCAGAAAGUGCUCCCAGUGUUCUCUGUAGCGCUGCAAGUAUCAUGUGGCAUUGGCAUGCUUUGAUUAGAGGGGAAACCCUUACUGGGAAGCACUUUAACCAACCCCCAGAUGGUCCAUAUGGUUCUUGGUAUGGCCACUCUAAGGUGCGUCUUGAAGAUCCCUUCUCAGUUACUGAGCAAACUGCAUGCUCACGGGCAGAGGACUUGCCUGAACCUAGUUCAGAUUCUAAGCCUCGUCUUGUUCCAAAGACAGUGAUGAAGCUGAUUCGUCAUAUAUUGAAUUCUCACCCCAAAGGAAUCUCCAUUACUGAACUUCGUUCUGAGUUGGGAAAAAGUAAUGUGAGCAUUGACAGAGAUUUGUAUGGAUAUAAAAAGUUUUCUCGCUUUCUUCUGUCAAUGCCACACAUUUUAAAGCUUCAGUCUGGGGGUGAUGGUCAGUUUGUUGUGCAUGGUCUCACCCCUAAAAUUCAUGAACCAUUUGAGUGCAAUCCAGUUGUGUUGACUGGACCUGUUAUUAAUAACGGAAUCCAGGACCCCAUUGCAACUUCAAAGUCAAAUGGCGAGGACAAAUCUAUUGCUGGAGGUGUAAAUGGGAAGCCAGCAUUUCCUCAUUCCUCUGAAUCAAAUGUGAAGGAGGCUUCUAAAAAAAAGCAAGAGCCUUCCUCAAUUGACAGGUCUAUUACAGGAGCUGAGGGAAUGUCACCAUUGCCUCCAUCCCCUGACCUAAACACGGGGGAGCCACAGCAGCAUUCUCCAUUUGAUGAGAAGGUUGUUGAGAGUGAGGGUCAUUUGCCUCCUGUGGUAGAUCAGGAUUCUGCUUCUGAAGUGGGUUUGUUCAGAAGAGUCUGGAGAAAAUAUUUUGGCAGUAGUGAUGGUGGUUCCAAGAAUAAAAGUCAAAGCACUACAGAAAAAUGCUCUACUUCUGGUGUUAGCUCUGAGGAAAAAAGUCAAAGCACUGCUGAACAGCAUUCUGCUUCUUUAAAUGGCUCAGAAAAGGCAAAACUUGAGGAGAAACAUGCAAAAUCAACAAGUCAGGAUGCUAAUCCAAUAUGCCAGGUGCCACAUUCUUCUGCCAAUAAUGAUUCAGAUAUGGACAGCAAAACUGCUAUAGGUUCUGAAGCAUACGGUGAUACAUCAAGAACAAAUCCAGGUUUCUUCAACAAGAUUGUAAAUUGGUGUAAAUUUUGGAGAACUGACCCAAAUUCUGAUAUAUUGAGUGAUCAAUCCAGCCAAAAACUGGACCAGAUAAAUGAUUAUUCCAAAAAGCAUGAGUUAUUUUCUGAGGAUUCUUUUUGGAGUGACAUGGAAUCUUUUAUGGGAACACCCAGUGCUUCAGUUAUUGUCUCCCACUCACGGACCAGGGAAGAGAUGGCACAAAAUCUGCAAAAUGAAGGGCCUCUGUCUCAUAGAUCUCUAACUGAAAGUGACCUCCUUCACUUGGUGGAUUUGUUAAUAUCUGAGAGGAAAUGGGUGGUGGAAUGCCCCUCUCAGACAUCACCUUUCAAACUCACUUCUUCCUUUGGAAAGAGUGCUAUGAUUCAAUCUCGCAGAUCAAAUGGGUUGAGCUCAAUAUUUUCGGGCACAUCACCAAAACAUGAUGGAGAGUUUAAGUAUCAAAAUAUUCUUCAUACUGGAGUUUCUCCACCCGUCACUAACAAGAAACCUUCUGUCCGGUCUAGAAGUGAUAUAUUAGCUGAUUGUCAGAAGCUUGUGACUGAGAUAUUAAAGGAGUAUCCAGAGGGAUAUGACAUGGGCUCCUUCAGAAAACUAUUCCUUGAGAGGUAUGGCUAUCCUCUUGACUUACAAAAGAUUGGAUACCAUAAGCUGGGCUCCCUGUUCCAGAUAAUGCCCGGGGUGAAAAUAGAGUCCUCUUAUAUCUUUCCAUCUGGUAAAGCCUCAAAUCAUUCUGGCCUGGAAAUUGGUGUUCAUGAUGGUCAAGAAAAUAAUGCUAGUCAUUCAGUCACUACUUCAGAUAGUGAAUUGUCUGAUGCAGCAAAGAAGGAUGACGAUUUUGACUCUCCGUGGGAAGAAUUAGGGCCUGUUGCCAAUGCAAGUUCUGCAAGAAAUGAAAUGGAAUCCAUAUUAAUGAGGAAAGCUAUAGAACAAACAGAGAGGCCAAAAUAUCCUGAUUAUGAACCUUCUGUCUCAGAUGAUGACUUUUCUGAUUCAGAAGAGGAGACCUCUACUGCAAUAAGUAGGCCAGAAGGGCAAGUGAAGAAAAUAAACGAUGAAGAUAGCUCACUACUGCAAAUCCUUGAUUCAUGGUACAGCACUAAGGAAGGUGACAUUAGAAAGAGCAAGUCAGAGAAUGUUGAUGGCAUGGUUGAUUGUUCAGCAGAUGGUUUGAAGUCAUCUGGUUCAUCUACAGUUGGAACCAACAGUGAAACUUAUGCAGGAAACUACGUAAAGAAGAAAAAACCUCAGAGGACCUAUUCUUUUGUUUCUGAUCCAGUUGAUACUAACAAGGACAAGCUAAUUGAUGGAAUAUUGGGUUGCCUGAAGAAAUCAGGUGAGUCAAGGAUGCAGAGCUGAAGGGUUAUAAAAGCGAAAACAAGGAUAUGAUGCAUCCUAGGUGUUCAAUUUGAAUGUUAGAAAAGUAUGAUUUUUAGGCUAUUGAGAAAGUUAUAUUAGAAUUAGAUGAGUCAUAAUCCUCAUUAUACAUCAUGCAUGUUGCAGAUGUAUUAUUUUAUUGAGAAUUUUGAUCCUAAUAAGGUAAGAGGUGCAAUGUGAGAUCAUUGGUGAUACAAAGAAGUAGAUUUUUGCCUUAAAUCAAGGUUAGGAAUGACAUUAGAGAAGUGUGUCAUACCUUGAUUACUUUUAAUCCAUAUCCAUCACUUCCAUACUGUCCGUAUGCAAAGAACCCUAAGCCUUUUCAUAUGCCUCUAAUCUAAAGCAUUCUCUUCAUUCUUUUU
Molecule: messenger RNA, 3627 nt
Organism: Quercus robur (English oak)
Lineage: Eukaryota; Viridiplantae; Streptophyta; Magnoliopsida; Fagales; Fagaceae
Exons: 3
Coding region: 173-3247 (1024 amino acids)
Biological process (GO): regulation of gene expression
Cellular component (GO): peroxisome
Molecular function (GO): RNA nuclease activity
Source: RefSeq, a predicted model, not a curated record